GUGUUUCAGUGUUUCCGAUUUAAACGGACCUUUAUUUCUUCUCUUUUGACCGCAUUUGACGUUUGUUGAAUGUUCUAUUUCCAGAUACGGGUGUUUCUGUAGCAGCUCGCCGUAUUUACACACAACUCUGCACUGCUUAAAACGGACACAGCGUUUGCAGUAGGACGAGCAGGAUGGCAGCGCUGUUACAGCACCCAGGAUACGAUGAGGAGAAGCUGCGGAGGGUCGCAGAGCAGCUGCCAUGCAGAGAGGUCCAGGCUGGGAUGCUGCUGUCGCUCAUGGGAGAGCCACAGCAGUACAGCUACCCUUCAGUCUUCAUCUACGGUCAUCGGGCCUCAGGAAAGAGCCAUGUGCUGCACGUUCUGCUGAGGGAACUGGAGCUGCCUCACGCCACCGUCAGCUGUGUCGAAUGUGUCUCUGUUGUGCUGCUGUUUGAACAAGUGCUGCUGUCCUUCUUUGGCUGCGAUGCCGCCUCGCUGCUCCCCCGCAGUCCCUCCCUGUCUGACUUUGUACGCGUCUACAGACAGCAGCGCUCACAGUCUCCCGCCAAGCAGACACGAUACAUAGUAAUGGAAAAAGCUGAGCUUCUAAGAGACUCUGAUGCCAAUCUCCUCCCCGCUCUCCUGCGUCUUCAGGAAUUGGUUGAGGACAACGUUACCGUCGUCCUGCUCAGCGAAAUCGUGUGGGACAAGUUCAGACCAAACACCGGCUGUUUUGAGCCUCUUCUGCUCCAUUUCCCAGACUACAGUAAAGGUGAGCUGCAGCAGAUUUUGUCCCAGGACAAACAUCCUUCGUACUCAGCUGAGUUUUACUCCUCCUACGUCAACAUACUGCUGGGAGUCUUUUACUCUGUGUGCCGCGACCUCAGAGAACUGCGACACCUGGCUUCCCUCAACUUUCCAAAGUUCUGUGAGCCUCUGGCAGAAGGGAAAGUGAAAGAGACUGACACACACAAGCUGUGGAGGAACAUUGAGCCUCAUUUGAAAAAGGCCAUGCAGACGGUUUACCUUCGAGAGGUGUCCAGUCUUCAGUGGGAGCAGAUGCAGCAAAUGGAGGAGAAGGAGGCUGGAGCCUUGAGAGGUUUAUCAGCUCACACUCAUGUUGAACUGCCUUAUUACUCCAAGUUCCUGCUGAUCGCUGCCUAUCUGGCAUCGUACAACCCUGCACGCACAGACAAACGCUUCUUCGUAAAGCACCACGGUAAAAUAAGAAAAACAAACUUCUUGAAGAAAAAUGAGAAGACGAGUAACCACCUUCUUGGGCCGAAACCCUUCCCUCUGGACCGCCUGCUCGCCAUUUUUUACAGUGUGGUGGACAGCAGAGUCGCACCGACUGCCAGCAUCUUCUCUCAGAUCUCCUCUCUGGUGACCUUACAGCUGUUGACUCAGGUCAGCCAUGACGACCAGCUCGAUGCACCAAAGUUCAAAUGUGCCGUUUCUCUGGACUUCAUCUGUGCCAUAUCCAGGACGGUGAACUUUGAUAUUGUGAAGUACCUGUAUGACUUCCUCUGAGCCUGCAGUGCAUAAAGGAGAGACGACACGUAAGAUGAAGGGAGAUUUAUUUCCAUAAGAGCACACUUAAGGACAAGCAUUUGGCAAAACAAGGAGCUCUGGAGGACUGUUACAUGGAGGGAAAUUCAACUAAUUAUGUCGCUGCCCCCUUGUGGUGAUGAACGAGCUCGUUGUUUUCUCUUGUAGCCUCUGUGUUAAAUAUUUGCAUUUGUACAAAAUAAAUGCCAUAUUGGCAACUUGA
Stegastes partitus (bicolor damselfish) is the source of this 1752-nucleotide messenger RNA. It is a transcript of the gene orc5, whose product is annotated as origin recognition complex, subunit 5. The transcript is spliced from 15 exons. Gene Ontology annotation, biological process: DNA replication initiation; DNA replication. Gene Ontology annotation, cellular component: nucleus; nuclear origin of replication recognition complex. Gene Ontology annotation, molecular function: DNA replication origin binding. The coding region runs from base 174 to 1511 and encodes 445 amino acids. The record is from RefSeq and is a predicted model, not a curated record. NCBI's taxonomy places the organism in Eukaryota, Metazoa, Chordata, Actinopteri, Pomacentridae.